Trachemys scripta elegans is the source of this 2878-nucleotide messenger RNA. It is a transcript of the gene GALNT9, whose product is annotated as polypeptide N-acetylgalactosaminyltransferase 9. The record is from RefSeq and is a predicted model, not a curated record. Gene Ontology annotation, cellular component: Golgi apparatus. The coding region runs from base 711 to 2354 and encodes 547 amino acids. The transcript is spliced from 15 exons. NCBI's taxonomy places the organism in Eukaryota, Metazoa, Chordata, Testudines, Emydidae.
AGGAUGUGAGUUCCAUCAGUCACAGAAGUUCGGAGUGGCCAGGGGUGUGGCACAGAGGCUACUAUAAAGUCCUAAGGGGAGCAGCAUGUGAAUAUCUCAAUGGUGGAUUUAAUUAUCAAUCCGUCUUGCCCUUACUGAGCCGAGCUGACCUCACCGCCGCUGAAGCGGAGCUGGAAUUCUCCUGUGUCUCCGUGAAUAAACAUACAGGCACAAGGCUGGCCCUAGGAGCUGGGAGCCAGAAAGCGUCCUGUGUCGUUGGUAAGAUGUUACCACAGUGCCAUCUACAGGCAAGCUGAAAAGAGUAACACACUCAGCUGAGGAUUUGGCUGGCUAGCUCUUCUGAAGAGCCUUGUAGGUGACAUAAGAAGCUCACUGCCGGAGGCCCAGCUCUGCAAUCCUUUCUCAUACCCAGUUGCCUCCUGGAUUCCAUUGACACCACCUGCAUGACAAGCUGUGCGAGAUGUAGAGGGCCAAACACCAGCCUACAGCCUCCUGUUUUAUCCUCUACAAAAAGAGACUCUGCUGGGGAUGUAAAACAGAGUUCUGAAUGUUUCAGUGCUGGAAGGGGCAAAUGCUCACCAGAGAACUCCACGGCGGGACGCUUCACUUCUGCUUUAUUAGGAAUACAGGGAAACAAAAGGACUUGAAGCAGGUUGGAUUGCUGUAAUGCACCGUGUGUGAGGCUACAUGUCAAGGCCACUCAGGAACUGAUGCUUGGUGCUGCUGCUGCUUUCCUAAGGAGCCCUAAAUGGCACAGGAUCCAGGCCCAAAUUCUUAAAGGUCUAGCCAAGCCCAUGGGACUAGUUGAAGGUCCAGGAGGCUUGGGCCAGGGAGGAAUGGCUGCUACCUUGAGAGAUGACAGUCAUGAAUCUGAGACUAAGUAUGAAGAAUAUGGUUACAAUGCCCAGCUCAGCGACAGGAUAUCACUGGAUAGGUCCAUUCCUGACUACAGACCAAAAAAGUGCAAACAGAUGACCUAUUCCGAUGACCUGCCCCAGAUCUCGGUGGUCUUUAUUUUUGUAAACGAGGCUCUGUCUGUCAUCUUGCGCUCAGUGCACAGUGUUGUGAACCAUACCCCAUCCCAUUUGCUCAAGGAGAUCAUUCUGGUGGAUGACAACAGUGAUAACGUUGAGCUGAAGUUUAAUCUGGACCAGUAUGUCAAUAAGAGAUACCCAGGCCUGGUGAAGAUAGUUCGCAAUAACAAACGGGAAGGACUGAUUCGAGCCAGAAUCCAAGGCUGGAAAGCAGCAACUUCUCCGAUCGUUGGUUUCUUCGACGCUCAUGUUGAGUUCAACACUGGCUGGGUGGAACCGGCGCUUACCCGGAUCAAAGAAGAUCGAAAGCGAAUCAUCCUACCAGCUAUUGACAACAUCAAGUACAACACGUUCGAAGUGCAGCAAUACGCCAAUGCUGCCCACGGCUACAACUGGGGACUCUGGUGCAUGUAUAUAAUCCCGCCCCAGGACUGGCUCGAUAAAGGGGACGAGUCUGCUCCCAUCAGGACGCCAGCAAUGAUUGGAUGUUCGUUUGUGGUGGACCGAGAGUACUUCGGGGAGAUUGGCCUGCUUGACCCUGGCAUGGAGGUCUAUGGGGGAGAAAAUAUUGAACUGGGCAUGAGGGUCUGGCAGUGCGGGGGAAGCAUGGAAGUGUUACCUUGCUCGAGAGUUGCCCACAUUGAACGCACAAAGAAACCUUACAACAAUGACAUCGAUUACUAUGCAAAGCGCAAUGCCCUGCGGGCUGCUGAGGUCUGGAUGGAUGACUUCAAGUCACAUGUUUACAUGGCAUGGAACAUACCAAUGACAAACCCAGGAGUUGACUUCGGAGAUGUUUCAGAAAGAAUAGCUCUACGACAGCGACUGCAGUGCCGGAGUUUUAAGUGGUACCUGGAAAACGUCUAUCCUGAAAUGAGGGUUUACAACAAUACAAUCACUUACGGAGAGGUACGUAACAGCAAAGCUAGUGGCUACUGUUUAGACCAGGGAGCAGAAGAUGAUGACAAAGCGAUCCUCUACCCAUGCCAUGGAAUGUCCUCCCAGCUUGUCCGAUAUAGUUCUGAAGGGCUCCUGCAGUUAGGGCCUCUGGGCUCCACGGCCUUUCUGCCUGACUCCAAAUGUCUCAUUGAUGAUGGGAAAGGCAGGACCCCAACUCUGAAGAAAUGUGAAGAUGUCUUGAGACCAGCACAAAGACUCUGGGAUUUUACACAGAAUGGUCCAAUCAUCAGCAGAAACACUGGACGGUGUCUAGAAGUGGAAAUGUCAAAGGAUGCCAAUUUUGGGCUCAGACUUGUGGUACAAAGGUGCUCGGGGCAAAAAUGGAUGAUUAGAAACUGGAUAAAACAUGGUCGACAUUGACUACAGGGGUUGAGAAGCUAUCACCUCUGCCAUCGUCCAUUGCUCGGUGUGCGAUACCCUUCAAGGCAUUUGUGUUAAAGCAGACUACUAUGAAAAGGAGUUGACUACCCAGGGCCAUGGACUAUUAGGCACUGGUUGACAAACAGGCAAAUAAGCAUCCUGCCUGACUGUCCCUCAGAUCAAUGGAUGCCCUGGAAAUCUUGGGAUGGUCAAACAGAACAGAGAAGUGGGCUCAUUCCAGCUCUCCCAGAGGAAUUAAAAGACAGCUGUGUCUGUGAUGAGUUCAAAGGGGAGUUCCCUCUACUGCCUCAUUAAAAAGAAUCCUCUGAUGGAUAGCUUUUUAGCUUUAAGUUAUUGACUGGUGCACAACUCCUAUGAUGAAUAAUCAUGUGCCUUUUCUACUGUACUUCCUAUACAAGUGGACUUGGAAAUCCCAUCUUUUCAGCAUGUCUGGUUCAUUGUACUAAACAGCUAAAAACUGUGAAUAAAUAACACUGCAAAAUAUGAUAUAUUGUAAAUUUCAA